This is a messenger RNA of Pestalotiopsis fici W106-1, 1044 nucleotides long. RefSeq lists its product as uncharacterized. NCBI's taxonomy places the organism in Eukaryota, Fungi, Ascomycota, Sordariomycetes, Amphisphaeriales, Sporocadaceae. The coding region runs from base 1 to 1044 and encodes 347 amino acids. The record is from RefSeq and is a predicted model, not a curated record. The transcript has 6 exons.
AUGUAUCGUCAAAUGGUUCGUGCAGAGGGCACUGCCCCUGCACCCGCAGCCAUCACAACGCCACUGAUUGUUGUCUCGAUCAUCUUCCCAUUGCUAUCCGCAAUCGCCAUUUCCCUAAAGCAUUGGGCUCAGCGUCAGAGCAAACAUGUCCUCCAUGCCGAAGACGGUUGGCUGUGGCUCUCCUGGAAAUUCAAAUUGCCUCUCCAGCUUUCGUCUCUGGCCUUGAGUACCAUUAUCUGGAUAUUUGCACGAUCGGGAAUCAAUACAUACAAGGUUCCAACUUUACAAGGAACCCAGGACUCUCUUCGGCUACCAUUGACGGCAGUCAAGAUUGCCAUCUUACUUUUUUAUAAACGCAUAUUUACAAAACGGACAUUCGCUAUUUGGGCGUGGAUAGCAAUCGCCUUAGUAUCGGUUUGGGGCGUGCUGUUUUUCCUUCUCAUCCUCGUCCAGAUCGACCCGAUCACGGUAUCGGACAUGACAAAAGUCAAGCUACGAUUUGAUUCCACCGCCAUGGGUCUCGCUCAGGUUGGCACGAGUAUCACACUCGAUCUCCUUGUCCUGUGCUUGCCAAUUCCUGUCAUUACAAGAUUGAACAUGAACCGAUCCCGCAAAUGGGCUCUCGUCUUCAUAUUUUGGCUUGGCGUCUUCUGUGUUGUUGCUGCGAUUAUGCGAUUGGUUUUUCUCAAGGAAUCACUUGCAAAAAUUGAUGCCAACUAUAGUCUAGUCUACCUACAAGACAAAAUCUUCAUUUUCAAGGUCAUUGAGCCGAACGCUUCAAUCAUUGCCGCCUGCCUUCCACUAUAUGGACCGAUCAUCAAGGGGUGGCGUGCCCCAUCGUCCAUUAUUGCCAGCAUAAGGUCCAUGGUGUCUCUUGGAAGUAACGGUCAAAGAGGGGGUAGCUCUGGGUCUGGGCAAGAUCGGCAAGCGAACAGCGCCUCAGCAGAAGGGCAGAGUGAGCUCGGCACCUACCGUCGCCUCAGUGAGCAGGAGAGAGCCAAAGACUCUCAAAAGGGCUCGAAGAUCUCGGAUUCCCAGUCCUAG